AUGACGGCGCUUCCGGCACCGACCUUGGUGUGCUACCGGGUGGCGCACAGCUGGGCCCUUCGCGUCAAGUGGCCAGCGGACGACGCGCCAUUCGACUCGAUCGCGAUCGACGUCACUGGCUGCUUCAGUCGCCCGCCCGUCGACGGCGCAUGGAAGGCCGACGACAUCGUGCUUGAGACGCACUGGAUCGAGGACCUCGAGAGACAUCGCAGUGGGCCUUGGUACGUGGUCGAGCUGCCACUCUCGUUGUCGCCAUCUUAUCGCCGACCGCUCGUCGGCUACGUCGUCCAGCUGCGCGCCCUAUCUCUUACAGGUCCAUGCUCGCAGUUUCUCCGGCGCAUCGAGAUGCCGGCCGAUACGACCAAGGACGUUGUGCUCGCCGCGCGGCGCACGGGUCUCCGCACCCUCUUGGAGCUUGUGCAGCACUACGCGCUGGACGCUAACGUGGCGAGUCGCAGUGCCAGCGCCAUUGUGUAUCUCUUGCGUCAAAGCGGUGACGACAACGACGUCAGCAGCGACGACGAGGCCGCGUCACGACCGUCAACCGAGCUCCACGACUACGACCUCGUGCUCGACACGUGGCAAGUGCUCCUGCGACGCAUGGAGUCGUUUCCGGAGCAUGUUGACCUUCAGCGAUGGGGCAUUUGUGCAGGGCGGGCUCUGUAUGUGCGACUUUUGAGCAUCGUCCCCGACGCUACCGCGAGUCUUCAAGGAACGUUUGUGGGUUUUGUCACGGCGCUCAUCAAGGCGGUCGACCGCUACGAUGGCCACCACGGACUUGUCACGAGCUCCUGCGAUGUCCUCGCCGAGCUCUUUGAGCACCAGCGCAAUGUGCUUGUCAGUGUCGUCGGCGACCGCAGUGGUAUCGAAGCCAUCGUCGGUACCAUGCGCUUGAACCGCGAGAACCUCGAGGUCUGCCGCGCCGGCGCCCAAGUCCUCAUCCUGUGCUGCUUUGUCGACGUGACUCUGCAACAUGCAGCCAAGCAAGAGGGCCUCUUACCGCUGUGCCAAACGACGCUCGCCAACGCAGUGCUAGAGGAGAACACGCCGGUCUUCGACCUUGUCACGUGCCUCGAGCUCAUGAUGCAGAACUGUGGCCUUCUCUCAAGCGCCAAUGCGACGCUGUCGCGCAUGACGUACCCGGACGGCGCAGUCGCGACGAUCGUGUGCACGGACGCCGUCGCCAACCGUGUGGGCGGGAAGCGGCGCGAGGUGGCCGCCAUGACCAUUACGCGCUUCUUCCGUCACAUCGUCUCGCUCCAGCGCAUGGGCUCUGGGCCCAUGAGCCUCCUUGCGGUCCUCCACGCUGUCGUUGCCCGCGACGAGGUCAAUGAGUUUGUCCCAAACGAUCGGAAAUAG
Saprolegnia diclina VS20 is the source of this 1359-nucleotide messenger RNA. RefSeq lists its product as hypothetical. Bases 1 to 1359 code for a protein of 452 amino acids. The record is from RefSeq and is a predicted model, not a curated record. The transcript has 7 exons. Lineage: Eukaryota; Oomycota; Saprolegniomycetes; Saprolegniales; Saprolegniaceae.